AUGAUUUCGCCAAAAUGGGACCCCGCUCAAGAAGUGGACGCCUACUUUUUCAUUCACGAUCGGCCGCACUUGAGGCGCGAGGAGCUGCAGAUGGAGCCCGUGUGGGAGGUGGGGGGCAUUGGGCUGUCGAGCGUGGAGGAGCGGGCGCGUAACGUCACCUACGAGCCCAGCACCGGGGUGCGUAACAACGGGAGCGUGUACUUGCACGCCUUUUUCGCGCACAGGGGGUGGUCGAUCUGCUGCGGAGGGGACCCGGAUUUUGACGCAGACAAGCUGUUCUGGGCGAAGACGCAGCUGAAUGCCUACAUGCCCAAGCCCAAGGAAGUCACAGCAUUCAACUUGCUGAGUUCAUCGCCUGGAGAUGAAAAUGGUCAAUCAGAGGCAUCUGGGGAGGGUGGUGAGGCCCCUGAGGGGGGCAAUGCCACGGAGAUCGUCAGCUUUUGGAAGCCUGCGGUCACGGUGGCCAUGGUGCAAGAGUUUGGCUCCUACCCCAAGUCCAGGGUGCUGCCGCACCACAAGGAGCACAUGGUGGUGGACGAGGAUGGCCAGCACUACUACCCGCUGGUGUUCUUCAACGAGUUCUGGCUGCUGAGGGACAAGCUGGUGCAGAUCAACGACAGUGUGGAGGCUCUUCAGCUGGAGCUCACCCUGGCGCCCAUGACGCCGUGGAUGUUCCAGCUGUUCUUCCAGAUGGACCAGUCGUUCUCGAUGCAGAAGCAGAUGGGGCUCUCCCAGGAGACAGACUCGGACGAUUUCAAGCGCAUCCUCAUCGAGGGGAACCCCAUCCUUCUGGGAGUCACCUUUGUGGUGACGCUCCUGCACACAGUCUUUGACUUCCUGGCGUUCAAGAAUGACAUCGGCUUCUGGAAGGACAACAAGUCGAUGGAAGGGCUAUCGGCGCGCACCGUCGUGAUCAACUGUGUGUGCCAGGCGGUCAUAUUCCUCUACCUGCUGGACAACGAGACCAGCUACGUGGUGAUCCUGAGCUCGGGGGUGGGCAUGCUCAUCGAGUUCUGGAAGAUAACCAAAGCGAUGAAGGUGGAGCUGCUGUGGCGUGAGGGCCUGGGCGGGCUGCGCGUGCCCUGGCUCAAGUUCUCGGACAGGGACACCUACACCACCAGCCAGACCAAGCAGUACGAUGAGGAAGCCACCCGCUACCUGAGCUACGCCCUCUACCCCCUUGUGGCCGGGUACACGAUCUACAGCCUGAUCUACGAGAAGCACAAGUCGUGGUACUCCUGGCUGCUGAGCUCCUUCGUGGGGGCGGUCUACACCUUUGGCUUCAUCCUCAUGUGCCCCCAGCUGUACCUUAACUACAAGCUCAAGUCUGUGGCCCACCUGCCAUGGCGCCAGCUCACCUACAAGUUCCUCAACACGAUAAUCGACGAUCUGUUCGCCUUUGCCAUCAAGAUGCCCCUCCUGCACCGCCUCUCAGUCUUCCGCGACGAUGUCGUGUUUCUCGUGUUCCUGUACCAGUGGUGGCUGUAUGGAGUGGACAAGACCCGGGCCAAUGAGUUUGGGUUCUCGACGGAAAAGCCGGCUGAGCCUGCAGGUGAGAUCGCAGAUGGCGUGGAUGCAACCGGGGGUGGUGAAGGGCAGCUGGACCAAGGUGGGGCCCAGCUGAGGCGGCGGCGGCAAGGGGAGGGCGCGGAGGCGCAGGAGGCAACAGGCGAUUCGAUGGCCGAGGCUGCCGAGCCGGCAGGAAAGAAGGAGCAGUGA
Molecule: messenger RNA, 1719 nt
Organism: Ostreobium quekettii
Lineage: Eukaryota; Viridiplantae; Chlorophyta; Ulvophyceae; Bryopsidales; Ostreobiaceae
Source: the annotation of a GenBank genome assembly